AGGGGCGCCCGGAGCCAGCCGCGCAGCAUGCACUGGGGGGUUGGCUUUGCCUCGUCCAGGCCGUGCGUGGUGGAUCUGAGCUGGAACCAGAGCGUCUCCUUCUUCGGCUGGUGGGCCGGGUCCGAGGAGCCCUUCUCCUUUUAUGGGGACAUCAUCGCUUUCCCUUUGCAGGAUUACGGUGGGAUCAUGGCAGGGCUGGGCUCCGAUCCCUGGUGGAAGAAAACCCUUUACUUGACCGGGGGAGCUUUGCUGGCCGCAGCUGCGUAUCUGCUCCACGAACUCCUGGUCAUUAGGAAACAGCAAGAGAUUGACUCCAAAGAUGCUAUUAUUUUGCAUCAGUUUGCAAGACCUAACAAUGGUGUCCCCAGUUUAUCUCCUUUCUGUUUGAAAAUGGAAACUUAUUUAAGGAUGGCUGACUUACCCUAUCAGAACUAUUUUGGUGGAAAACUCUCUGCUCAAGGGAAAAUGCCUUGGAUUGAAUAUAACCAUGAAAAAGUUUCUGGCACAGAAUUCAUUAUUGACUUUCUGGAAGAGAAACUUGGAGUGAAUUUGAACAAAAACCUCGGCCCUCACGAAAGAGCUGUGUCACGUGCGGUGACCAAGAUGGUGGAGGAGCACUUCUACUGGACAUUAGCUUAUUGCCAGUGGGUGGACAAUCUCAAUGAGACCCGGAAGAUGCUCUCUCUUAGUGGUGGCGGUCCCUUCAGUAACCUGCUGAGGUGGGUCGUGUGCCACAUAACAAAAGGAAUUGUGAAGCGCGAGAUGCACGGCCAUGGCAUUGGCCGCUUCUCGGAGGAGGAGAUUUACAUGCUGAUGGAGAAGGACAUGCGCUCCUUAGCAGGGCUCUUGGGUGAUAAGAAGUACAUCAUGGGACCCAAGCUUUCCACUCUCGAUGCCACUGUCUUUGGACACUUGGCACAGGCAAUGUGGACCUUACCAGGGACAAGACCCGAGCGGCUGAUCAAAGGGGAACUGAUCAACCUUGCCAUGUACUGUGAGAGGAUAAGGAGGAAAUUCUGGCCCGAGUGGCACCGCGAUGACGAUAACACCAUCUACGAGUCCGAGGAGAGCAGCGAAGGCAGCAAAACGCACACUCCCCUGCUGGAUUUCAGCUUUUACUCAAGGACAGAGACCUUUGAAGACGAGGGCGCGGAGAACAGUUUUUCCAGAACCCCCGACACGGAUUUCACUGGGCACUCGCUCUUUGAUUCUGACGUGGACAUGGAUGACUACACAGACCACGAACAGUGCAAGUGACAUCCCUGCACAUCAGGGACAUCAGGCCUCGUUGACCGGCUUCCUUUGGAGCUACCACUCCCUGGGGGUUGGUCGAUUUCCCAGGUAGAAAUCCAUCUGAGCUGGGAGGAGAUCUUCGCGCUUGGCCGUUUUCACACACUAACUGGACUGUAGCCGCCUUAUUUCUUUUUUUGUAUAAAUGAAACAGAACCAUUCAGAUGACUCCAUUUAAAACAAACAGGCAAAAAAAAAAAAAAAAAAAAAAAAGUCAGCAUGGUUCCUGAAAUCCAUUUUUGUUUUCAUUAGAAAACUAAUAUUGUGGGGUAGAGCAGGUGAGUGAGCGGGCCAUCAGCUGAGAGUGUUUGUACUGAUCCUCGGCAACUGAGGCUUAGUUGUGAGAUGGAUUCUUGAAUAUCCUUCAUCCACCAGGGUUUGAAGUAAUGAGAGAUACCAUCAGAAAAAAUUCUAGGAGAUGAAUGUUCCUCGGUGGCUGCUUGUACAUUAUGUGUGUAUAUUGUAUGUUGAGAUGUGAGUCAAAGUCCACAGAUAUGCAAUGAACACCUACUAUGUGCAAAGCACUGUGCUAGGUGCUAAUCCACGUAAAUUUUAUUCUAAGCUCUGCCAGUGGCCAACUGUGUGAUUUUGGGCAAGAACCUUAACUAUUGUGUGCCUCAUUUUUCCCACCUGUAAAGUGGGGCUGACGAUACUCUCCACCUACCUACCUCACAGGGGUGUUGUGGGGAUUCAUUUGGUAACAUUCGUGCGGCGCUUUAAACCUCUUAGAAGUGAUGUGACAUGAACACAUCAUUUAAUUUUUUAUUGCGCUUCAUAUGUGUGAAGAUCUGAGGGCAAAGAAAUUCCAUAUCCAGAGAGCAAACACCACAGUCACUUGUGAAAGCUGAGCAGGUGAAACACAAGCAAAGCUGCAGUUAGGACUUGGUUAUCAUUCCUCUUUGUGAUCUUUAUUAAGUCAAAAUCUUUUAUUAAAAGAAUGUUGGAAAUAUUUUUACCCGUCAUCUUCAGCUAAAAAUGAUCUUCAGUUCUACUGUGCAUUUGCAGAAAAGUGUUUUUGUUGUCUGAACUCACACUGGAAUGUUCUUUGUUGCCUCCAGAGUGCUAAGUUGCCAUGUUUGAUUAAUUGGGAGAGAAUAAAGUUCAGGAAUAUGGUGGGUUUAACAGAGGUGAGGGGUAAGUAUUUGAUGAAUUUUUAUAGGCAGAAGCUUGCCAGUUUUGUGGGAAAUAGGGGCAAGGGUCCUGUGUGAUGGCUGUGGAUUUGGGCUAGGAGAGUUAGUGUUCAGAUGUAUACCUGCAAACAAAACUACUUUGCUUCUAACUGACUGGGUAAGGAUUAAUUUUAAAGAGGGACUUCUUAAAAGAAGCUUCUGGAAAAUUCAUGUACUUUGCUUGAAAAAGAAACUCUUGAGUGUAGAUCAUGUGCAACAAUCUUAAAAGACUGCUGUGGAUUCACAAGAGAGGUAAAAGGGGAGAGAUUUUGAGGCUGUUUACCAAUUAAGCAACUGCAGGGCAUAUGUAACUGGGGAUAAAUGCUGAGAUACCCUUAUUUAGAAAUUCUUAUUCCACAGAAAACGUAGUUGUGAAUAUUUUAUUCAAACCACUACUCUUGGAAGGGCCUGUCUGAUGCUUAAUGAGAAUGUGGUGGAGAAGAUACGCAUGAAUAAGCCUGUUGUGAGUCUCCAGCAACAUUUGGGAGGCCUGCUUGCCUGCUCUCUUUUCAGCAAGUGUGUUCUGAGGCCAGCUGGUAGCAGCUCUGUGUGACUAGGGAAACUCCUGGCCCAGAAAUGUGAUUAUAAUGAGCAAGUGGACUGUAGACUUGUCUCCACAAAGAUUGAGUUGCCCUUUCCUCACCCUUGGCUGGAAAGAAAGUUCUGAAAUUUUGCCUACCAUUUGUUAUUACUGUAUAGCACCAGUGUGAUGCAUUUCACUGCAAGAAUGAUUAAGUAUGAGUAUGUAUAUUCACAUGGCUUUUUUUGUGCAUUACUUGGAGAGCAAGUAUGUGGAGAGCCAGUGUUCAAAGUGAGGUUAGAACCAUUCAUUUCAUCCAGGUCCCUCCCACAAGGUCAUGAAUGGACUUUGCCACCUGAGGCUCGUGACCUGGCAUUCAGCAUUUUGUAUGGAACAAAUCCUGGGAUAUAUGGAAUAUAUCCCAGUUUUACUUUAUGGGUUAUGGAAUCAAAAGGACCAAAACAAAAUCACUGUAGUGUGAGAGGGCUUUAAUUUUUAUGUGCUUUAUUCUUGAGCUACCCAGAUUUGAAGUGUUCUCCAAUUUGAUGAGUAGGUGCUACUUCUAAGAAAAACAAUAGCAACAGCAAGAAAUUAAGGAACAUUUUGGUCAUCUGGCUCACUUAUUCAAUUUCUGUGUUUCUUUUUUGCUGGAAAGUAACUUUAAGGAAGCAUGGUCUUUAAUGUUAAUAGAUGCUUUUGAUUGGAGAGAAAACAGAAAUCAUGGGCCACCUAUUAUAACUUUUAUUGUAAAAAUAGUCUUCCCCUUUAUCUACCUCCCACCCCGACUCAUCAGGAUUAAUGAGCAGCAGUUAUAUGCUUUGCUGUCCAUCAGAACAGAUACAAGGACAGUAUCAGUUUAUGCAGAGAUAUACUAUAUGUUGUCAGACUUUAACAUUUUAUUGUUAUGUAAUUAAUUGCCAAUAAUUACACUACUGAGGCCAUGGGGCUACCAGAAAACUGAUUACAGGCUUGUUUGAACAGUUUGGACUUACAUCACCAACUGCAGUCUAAUUCUCACACAUAACCUGCCCACAUAUACAGAAGUAUUGAUGUAUGGGUAGGGCUCAAAGAAAGGAAGUGUUAAGGAUGUUAACCUCAUGGGUAUUGCCUAGAUUUGUUGAGAAGAAAGUGUAGAAUCGUAGAACCAUAUAGCUGGUUCAAGAAUUAGCUCUAGAAAGUGAUCCACUGAGGUUUGUUAUUGACUCAUAUACACACACAUUUUAGAGAUAAGGACCUAGAACUGGGGCCUUUUGUCUUGCCCUGGAGAAUUCUUUCCAUUACUCCACCUUGGCUUGGUUUCCUUAUAAAACCCGUGCUCCUGAGAAAUGAAUUCAUGUUUACAGAACCAGCACAGCCGCAGCCUCUCUCUGAGUGUGCGUGGAAUUCUCCUUCCCUUUCAUCCGCCAAGUCUAGUCAGCCUGGUCCAGGACAAUUCAACAGACCUUUCCUUAGUAUCUGAGGCUGGCACUGCUAGGCUUCAUGAAUAGUAGCAAGAUGGGCUUCCAAAUCACCAAGAUUCCUUUUUCUCUCUUAUUUAUCUUUUAAAUAAUCUGUGGGUAUUAACUCACUCACAGACUUUUUACUAAGUACCCACCCUGUGCCUGGUUCUGGAAUGCACACUUGCUAUUGAGUGUGUAAUUGAACAGACACAGCAUUCUGAUUUCAGGGCAUCCUCUUUUGCUUAGAUUUAGAUUUCUGUAAUUGACUUUUUUUUUUUUUAACACACUUGGCCACUUUCCUGAUCCAUCCCACCCAUCACCACUGGAGUAAUCCUUUGAGAAAACUCUGGCCCUAUGGAAUGCCCCCUAGCCUCAGGAUGAGGGUUACUCUAUCGGACCUGGUAUUCUAUUUCCUUAGUCGCUCAUCUCCCUUGGCUCCUCUGUGUUAGCCCCCAGUGCAGCAGGUCAAUCCGAUUGCCGCUGCCUAAACGUGCCUCAUGUGCCCCUACCUCUGUGCCUCUCUGCUCAUGCCAGUCCCCCUCCUGAAAUGCCCUACCCUCUUUUCCACUGGCCCCAAUCAUACCCAUCUCUUAAGGCCCAAAUUCAUCAGUUCCGCAUGAAGAAUUCCCACCUCAUUAUAAUCUCCUCUUCCUCUAAAAACAAAGUGCGUAUCAUUUCCUUCCCUGAAGGCUGUAUAGGAAAGGUUGUUCGGAAAAUGGGCUCUCAAGUAGUGUUUUCAUUUUUUUGUGUGUCAGGGAUUCCACUGAUAAUCUAAUGAAAGUCCUAUACCCUAUUCCCCAAAAGUACAUAUAUGCAAAUACCUAAACUUUUACAUAAAAAUUCAGGAGAUUUAGAGGCUUGAAAUUGUUCAUGAAUUCCUUAGGCAUUCCUGCUGGUUGAAGAGGUCUUCUUCUACAGUCUCUAAAUGUUACUAUUGUUGUUUGCUCUUUAACAGAUCCUGAGAGGAGAAUUAGCAUGAGUUAUGCAAGCAAAAGCAGUCUCUACUAUCAUCCAUGUUGAGUGUGUGUUGAGUGACAGAGAAGGAAGAAAGAAAAGCUAUUUUACUUUAUUUGAGAAAUUACCUUUGUUUUGACAGGUUUGGAAUUUCGAAAGUGAUAGGGUUCUGCUGUUGUUGUUGUUACAGUUGUUUAUCCUUUAACCAUCUCAAAAGUUGAUUUUUCAAAGUGAGUUUGGGACCAAUUGAGUUUCAUUUCAGCCCUGAAGCCCACCACUUCUGCAUGAGUAGACCUCUUGGUCUGGGGCUUCAAUGGGAAAGAAGCAGCUAGAUUUUUCCAAGGAAGAAAAUCAACACAAUCAUGUUUUCCUGUAUUCAUUCAUUCUUUUAUGGAACAAUUGUGGAGUGUAUUUUCAUUCAAAGGAUGGAGUCUUUUGAACAAGAAUCAGUGAAAGUAUACUCGAUGACAAAUCCUUCCCAGUCUAAAUGCUGAGCUCUGCCAGCCCAUCUUUAGCAAGUCCAGGGAUCAAUUGAUUGUGAUUGUGAAGUGCUUGACACCAGUUGCUCUGGUGCUCUGGCUAAAACUUGCACAGUUCAAAAGGAUCUCCUUGGGUCCGGAGUAAGGUGUCCCUCGUCUAUCAGAUUCUUGCCACUGUCGUAGGUAGAUGCAAAUAGCUAUGGGAUGUUUUCCUCUUUUGAAUUCCUUAGCAGGAACGUUGGUUGUUUUAGUCCCUAACUUUCAAGAAUAUCAUAAAAUAUUUAGUUUCCUAAAUAUUUGAGAUUUAUUGGCCUUGAUCCUUAGAGAUGGUUAUAAAGGGUACUGACAAAUAGCAUGAAGAACUCAGCUGUUUUAGAGCUGACAUUGUGACUUUCUUGAUCAUUCUAGAUCUUGCCAAAGCUGAGAAUUUGUCCCCAGACACUGGCUCUCCAAAACUCAUUCUGCUGGCUAGACCAUGACAAACUGGAAACUUGAAUUUCAUGAGGAUUAUUGUCCCCAAAUGUCUAAUUUGUGGACAAAUAAAGGGAACCAUUAAAAUAAGAAAACAAAUAACUAAUGGAAAUCCUGAAUAUUUCAGUGGGGAAAUAAGUUAUCUAGAGUGAAAGAUUAGUAUAGUACCCUGGAGUUUUGUACAUAAUUAAAUAAUUUCAGCAAUGAACUUGGUAGCUAUCAUUUGUAUUUAAAGAAAAUUCUUUUUGUCCCUCAUUACAGCUUUAAAUGUUUCGAAACUAUCCACUAAACAUAAAGCAAUGUGUAUAUUUGUGAAAAUCAGUUAAUUUUAUAAAAAGUAGUGUUACUAAAAGACUAAUUUACCUUCCACCCUACACCAGCAAGCAUUUACUUUUGUUUUUACUCUGUAGCACUGGAAUAAUUUUCAUUUGUCAAUAAUAUUUAAAUAGUUUCUUUGGUAAUUUUUCUCAAAAAUUACCCCAUGGCUUUUUUUUUUUUUAU
Molecule: messenger RNA, 6823 nt
Organism: Sciurus carolinensis (gray squirrel)
Lineage: Eukaryota; Metazoa; Chordata; Mammalia; Rodentia; Sciuridae
Gene: Faxc
Product: failed axon connections homolog, metaxin like GST domain containing
Exons: 6
Coding region: 28-1257 (409 amino acids)
Cellular component (GO): cytoplasm
Source: RefSeq, a predicted model, not a curated record